AGACAGUACCGGAAAGCCAUAUUAUGAUUGUCUUCUCGGACGGCUCCAGGGCGACGAACGGAGCCGUGGGGUACGGCUUCGUCAUCUAUCGAGACUCCAAACGCAUAGCGCAAGGGUGCGGCCGACGUAGAACAGGAAGCCCCUGGAAUUUGGCUUGGCCACAAAUCGAGGCCCGGCCCGCGUUUUGGAGGAUCUUUCGUAUGAACACCCAUCCCAACUUUCUGAGAGCUCCUAGUAAUGUGCCCAGAUUGAGAAGAAGCAAGGCAAGAUCAGCGGGGAUUGGAUGUACGAUCAAUGCAGCUUGUACGGCGGGCUGGAUUUGACCUGUUUUGAAUGCUCUGCCGUCCAAAUGGAUAGCAAAGACAAGAUCUGUACCAAAUCGUGAGACGCAACCUGGGAAGGUAGGGUUCGUCACGCCGGACCUGUCGGGAGGUCUCAAAAGCGCAGUCGAUUAUACCUUCGGUCCGUUAGCUCAGGGUGUUCAUAUCCACUACCGUCCUGUGCUUGGCCUGGGCUACAGCUUCUAUACUUCCAUACAAAAAGGUCUGGCAAGUGGCCUGAAGCUUUGAAACACAACACGAAUGCACCUUUGACUCUUGCUCCUCAUGUGCUUUGCGGGUUGCGCGCAUCAGCUCCGCGACAAUUUCCGCGGCGCGACGAGGGACAUGGCUUGCACCGCUCGCAUCAGGACGAUGGGGUCGAGACCUGUGCAGUGAUUGGAGUAAUCGUCAUGUUUGAUCAAAACGGAUUAUGGAACGAAGG
This is a messenger RNA of Colletotrichum godetiae, 762 nucleotides long. RefSeq lists its product as uncharacterized. The record is from RefSeq and is a predicted model, not a curated record. The transcript has a single exon. NCBI's taxonomy places the organism in Eukaryota, Fungi, Ascomycota, Sordariomycetes, Glomerellales, Glomerellaceae. Bases 24 to 323 code for a protein of 99 amino acids.